AUUGUGUUGUAAAAUCUGGCGAUCGGGCGGGAGGUGGGCGUGUAUGGGUUAGGUAUAAAUUCCACAUGCGAGCUCCCCAGGUGUACAGGAACACGAGCAUUCCAGUGUCUCGUGCAUUUUCACUCACAGGUAGUUGCAAGUGCAAGGAGAAGACAUGACUAUCCUUAGUAACAUCGCAAUUGUCCUGGUUUUUGCCUGCAUCGCUCAGCUGGUACUGGUUGCGGACUGUCGGAAGGGCCAGGGUAAAAAGGGAAAGAAGGACAGCCGGGGGACAGAGAGUAUGGAACGAGCGCCAAAGCCGGCUCCGAUACAGCCUUCUUACCGAAACGAGAAAGAACAGAAGAGCCCAUCUGUAAAGGGGGUGCCCAAGGGCAGAUUUUCAACUAAAGACAAAACUCAAUGCACCUGGGUAGCAAUCGGAGAGGACGUGUUCACCCUUGGUGUUAACUGCAAGAAAGGAGGGGACAAUUUUGAUUGCGAGUACAAAGCAAUACCCACAGAUUGCCCCGAGUAUGCGUCCCGUGUCAAAGCCUACUGGAAACAGAUUGCCCGUUCUCUGAAGAAACAGAAGGCUCUCUGCAAGGACCCCGCGGCGUUAGUGAAAGCCGGUAUGUGCAAACGUGCCCCAAAGACCGCCCAUUUCAAACUUAGCAACACGCCAAGUAAGCACCCAGAAAGCGCAACACAUCCCCCUCCCUCACCGAGCGGUAAAUCGUGCACCGAGUAUCAGAAGCAACGAGCAGAAGAACACUGCAGCGAAUCGUGGUCAAGUUUGUGUACUUUAUUUUUCUCAAUGGUGCAGGGUGGUGAGGACUGUUGAACAUACAUUUAUCCAUGCUUUCCUGUUACGCUAUUGUCAAUGUCAAUGUUUUGAUCCCAA
Messenger RNA from Anguilla anguilla (European eel), 880 nucleotides. RefSeq names its product fibroblast growth factor binding protein 1a (gene fgfbp1a). Bases 155 to 820 code for a protein of 221 amino acids. The transcript has 2 exons. Gene Ontology annotation, molecular function: growth factor binding. Gene Ontology annotation, biological process: cell-cell signaling. Lineage: Eukaryota; Metazoa; Chordata; Actinopteri; Anguilliformes; Anguillidae. The record is from RefSeq and is a predicted model, not a curated record.